CUCCCGCCGCCCGCCCCGGCUGGGCCGGCCCGCCCCUCGCUCCACGCCCGGCCUCCCGCGCGCCCUGUCAGACUGUGGCGGCCGCUGCAGCUCCGUGAGGCGACUGGCGCGCUCACCCACGUCUCUGCCGGCCCGCCGCCCGUCCCACUCCGCCUUCCUCUCCGCUGCCCGCUCACCCGCCCGCGGCGACAUGGCUCACGCGCCCGCUAGCUGCCCGAUCUCCCGGAUCUCCGGGGACAGCGAGAUGGGCAAGCCCAGGAAGGUGGCGCUCAUCACGGGCAUCACUGGCCAGGAUGGCUCAUACUUGGCAGAAUUCCUGCUGGAGAAAGGAUACGAGGUCCAUGGAAUUGUACGGCGAUCCAGUUCAUUUAAUACAGGUCGAAUUGAACAUUUAUAUAAGAAUCCACAGGCUCAUAUUGAAGGAAACAUGAAGUUACACUAUGGUGAUCUCACAGACAGUACCUGCCUGGUGAAAAUCAUCAAUGAAGUCAAGCCUACAGAGAUCUACAAUCUUGGUGCCCAGAGCCAUGUCAAGAUUUCCUUUGACUUAGCAGAGUACACUGCAGAUGUUGAUGGAAUUGGCACCUUGCGGCUUCUGGAUGCAAUUAAGACUUGUGGCCUUAUAAAUUCUGUGAAGUUCUACCAGGCCUCAACAAGUGAACUAUAUGGAAAAGUGCAGGAAAUACCCCAGAAAGAGACCACACCUUUCUAUCCGAGGUCACCAUAUGGUGCAGCCAAACUGUAUGCCUACUGGAUUGUUGUGAACUUCCGCGAGGCUUAUAAUCUCUUUGCAGUGAAUGGCAUUCUCUUCAAUCACGAGAGUCCUAGAAGAGGAGCAAAUUUUGUUACUCGAAAAAUUAGCCGGUCAGUAGCUAAGAUUCACCUUGGACAACUGGAAUGUUUCAGUUUGGGAAAUCUGGAUGCCAAACGAGACUGGGGCCAUGCCAAGGACUAUGUAGAGGCUAUGUGGCUAAUGUUGCAAAAUGAUGAGCCAGAAGACUUUGUUAUAGCCACUGGGGAAGUUCAUAGCGUCCGUGAAUUUGUUGAGAAAUCAUUCAUGCACAUCGGAAAAACCAUUGUGUGGGAAGGAAAGAAUGAAAAUGAAGUGGGCAGAUGUAAGGAGACCGGCCAAGUCCAUGUGACUGUGGAUCUGAAGUACUACCGACCAACCGAAGUGGACUUUCUGCAGGGAGACUGCUCCAAGGCGCAGCAGAAACUGAACUGGAAGCCCCGCGUUGCCUUUGACGAGCUGGUGAGGGAGAUGGUGCAGGCCGAUGUGGAGCUCAUGCGGACCAACCCCAACGCCUGAGCGCAUCUGCAAAGAUUCCGAGGCAUGGCCUAUCAUGCAGAGCCAGCGAAUCAGAGUCCAGCCACUCCUGUGACCAUCGACCCUUGACCUCCUGUGUUGUCCCCACAGCUAAAAGCUGGGUUAUAAAUUUGUAGGCACCAGGAGGGGACACUCCAGAGCUAAGGCCACUUUGCUUUUGUCGAAGGCCCUUCUGAAUGGUUUUGGGAAAUCAAGAAGUGUUAAUCACAUAUUCAUUUUACUUGAAAUUAUGUCACUAGACAACUUAAAUUUUGGAGCUUUGAGAUUGUUUCUCUCUUUUCUUAUUAAAUGAUCUUUCUAUGAACCAGCA
Molecule: messenger RNA, 1637 nt
Organism: Microtus oregoni (creeping vole)
Lineage: Eukaryota; Metazoa; Chordata; Mammalia; Rodentia; Cricetidae
Gene: Gmds
Product: GDP-mannose 4,6-dehydratase
Exons: 11
Coding region: 191-1309 (372 amino acids)
Biological process (GO): GDP-mannose metabolic process
Molecular function (GO): GDP-mannose 4,6-dehydratase activity
Source: RefSeq, a predicted model, not a curated record